This is a messenger RNA of Monascus purpureus, 1169 nucleotides long. The record is from the annotation of a GenBank genome assembly. NCBI's taxonomy places the organism in Eukaryota, Fungi, Ascomycota, Eurotiomycetes, Eurotiales, Aspergillaceae.
UUUGCUUUGUCCCCGCUGGGGCCGAGAUCGCGCCUCGAAUCAUGUCCAGAGAAGCACCGCUCUCCAUUGCUGAGCGCGAUUUCAUCCUUGAUGCCUUGCGCGAGGGUGUGCGGCUGGACGGCCGUGAGCCCGACCAGCUUCGUCCAUUGAAUGUUUCCUUCGGAGAUGAAUACGGACAUGUGAAGGUGCAGCUGGGCAAAACUUGUAUUGUUGUCCGGAUUUCUGCAGAAGUAACGAAACCACGCGAUGAUCGGCCAUUCGAUGGUAUCUUCACAAUCGCCAUGGAGCUGACCGCUAUGGGAUCUCCCGCUUGGGAGAAUGGACGCCCAGGUGAACUGGAAACAUACGUGACACAUGUCCUGGACCGAGUUAUCCGUCACUCGAAUGCCCUCGAUACCGAGUCACUUUGCGUCGUUAAAGGCGUCAGUUGCUGGAGUAUCCGAGCGGACGCUCACGUUGUUGACUACGACGGCAAUUUGAUCGAUGCCGCCUGCAUUGGAAUCAUGGCCGGUCUGCAGCACUUCCGUCGCCCGGAUGCUGUCGUAAGAGAUGGGCAGGUAGUUGUCUACAGCCCUGAGGAGAGGGUGCCUGUGCCACUCAAUAUUACCCACAAACCGCUCUCGAUCACAUUCCAUACCUUUGAUGAGGGUAAACGCGUGAUUAUCGAUGCCACCAGGAAGGAAGAACAAGCAUCCGAGGGAGACGUUGUCAUCGGCGUCAAUAGUGCGGGAGAUAUUUGCUACAUGUCAAAAUAUGCAGGUGAUCCUGUCGAUGCUGUGGUCUUUGUGUCGAAGUCAUCUACGGCCAUUGACAAAGUCAAGGAGAUCAGCAGCAUUAUAGACAAGGCACUACAGGCCGACUUGACCAAGCGGGCCAAGAGUGGUCAGAUAGAAGAGUCCCGAGCAGAGAAUGAUCGAUGAGGUAACUCCUAGAUUCUGAAGCUUUUCUACGGAGUCCAGGGCAAUACAAAAGGGUUGAUGUAGGCUACGGUGUACAACUAGGAAUUAUAGUGUGUAAUUCACAACUGCGCAUUAAUGCUAUUGCCAUAAGAUGUGUGGGACAAGUCUUUCAAGUUGUCCCGAUCCAUCUGUGUUCAAAUAGAUACGCAUAGGAGUAUUGAGCCUUCGCAUACCAUCGGAGUUGGGGACUAUAACGAUACUACCUCCGCC